This is a messenger RNA of Penicillium soppii, 1200 nucleotides long. RefSeq names its product intradiol ring-cleavage dioxygenase. Gene Ontology annotation, molecular function: oxidoreductase activity, acting on single donors with incorporation of molecular oxygen, incorporation of two atoms of oxygen; ferric iron binding. Lineage: Eukaryota; Fungi; Ascomycota; Eurotiomycetes; Eurotiales; Aspergillaceae. The coding region runs from base 1 to 1200 and encodes 399 amino acids. The transcript has a single exon. The record is from RefSeq and is a predicted model, not a curated record.
AUGCUGCUAAAAUCUCUUAUCCUUCCGAUCAUCGGCCUCGCAGUCUUGAGUACUGCCCACCCCGCUGAACAUGAGAAACGCGAUGAACCCACAAGACUGCAAAGGCGAGAAUAUCAUUCUCGGCUUUUGGAAAGAUACGGCGACUGCAAUUUAAAGCUCGAAAAAAGUGGCGUGAACAAGCGUGCAGCCGCUCGCCGCCAGAAUAUCGUCGACGGACACCGGCGCCAGUUCCAACAGACAUUAUUUGACCCAACUCGCCCAGGUCCAUAUCCCGAUUCAAAGAUCAGCACCCCACAUGAUGAUGUCGAUCUUCCAGAUCCUCUUCGCAAAUCACAUCUGGUAACCGACACGAGCAUCACUCUGAACACCCCGGAAUCCGUGUUAUUUGCCGCCAAUCGUACAUGUGUGCUUAAUCCCGAAGGAAAGGUCGGGCCGUUUUAUGUUAGAGGCGAACAUAUUCGCUCAGAUAUUACGGACGGACAAUUAGGUAUUCCCAUGAUUCUCGACGCACAACUGAUUGACGUCGAGACUUGUGAGCCACUAAGAGGUGCCUGGUGGGAUAUUUGGACCUGCAACUCAACAGGCGUCUACUCAGGCGUUUCCCAGCACGGCAAUGGCGAUGAGAGCGAUACAUCUAAUCUCAAUGCUACUUUCCUACGUGGUUUGCAAGAGACUGAUGAUGAUGGCGUCGCCAAAUUCCGAACUGUGUUUCCGGGUCACUAUAAUCACCGCACGACACAUCUCCACGUCGUCACCCAUAUCGGAGAUGUGACUCGACUCCCCAACAACACCGUCGUUGGCGGUACUGUUGCCCAUAUUGGGCAAUUGUUCUGGGACCAGGAUUUGAUCGAUGAAGUCGAGGCGACAUAUCCGUACACUACGAAUCUCACGCCGAUCACGCGCAACGUGGACGAUGAUUUGUUUCUGGAAGAAGUUGUUGCUACGACUUCUGAUCCAGUUAUCAACUAUGUUAAGCUGGGUGAUGAUAUCCAAGAUGGAAUCUUGGCUUGGAUUUCUGUGGCUGUCAAUCGAUCCGCUAGUUUUGAUCCUAGUUAUAGCUACAAAUUGACGCGGGGGGAGGGGUCGCUGAAUCCGGCGGUGAUAGCCCGAUUUGAAUAUAGUCCUACAUUUUUGUAUUUUCGUGGUUUGGCAGAACUAUUGAAAAAUGCUUUACCUUCCACGCACUGUGAAAAAAGGUAG